GCGUUUCUGCAGCAACAGAACAAACAGAACAUUACUGUUGUUGUUUUACUAGAAUAACCUGAGAAAUCGUCUCACAUCUUCAUCUUUUAUGGAAGCGUCUUGCAGCAGCAGCAGCAGACGAGAGUUGCUUCGUGCUCUCUUCCUUUUUGAAAGAGGACAUUAUCUCAAGGCAAUGCAUUCAUUUUUGUCUCGAUAUAGUUCAAACAUAACUUACUGAUUUGUCUAUUUGCAAAGAUGGAGGGCUUUGCUGAUCUCCUCACGGAUGCUUUUUCUGAGACAUCAGUUCCAUCAUUACCUGAUGGCGAUUUGGACUUUGAGAGUUUAAAUUUGGAUGAAAAGUGCGAGGAGGAAGAAGAGACAGAAAACUUAACAGCAAAGGAAGACGGGGCUCUGCUCCAGGAAGCAACUGGUGAAGCUGCAGUUUUGUUUGGCGAGGAAGCUAAAGAUAUGCUGUACUCGGCUGAAAAUGAAGAACAGACUGAUGAUAAAAGCGAUGAGGAGGACUAUGCAGGGGUCAACACGCCAGAGGAGGAUUACACAAGCUCAGAUGGAGAUUCUGAACAGGAGGAUUCUGUCUCUGGAGAAGAUGAAGAUAAUGAGGAGGAGGAGGAGGAGGAGGAGGAGGGUGUGGGAGCGGCAGAGGAACCAGGGGAUUUGUUGAUGUCUGUUCAGUGUAGUGAUGAGUUCCACGAUGAAGAUAAAGAGGACAGGGUCUAUGCUGAGGGACGACCUCUGGCUCUGGAGGCUGCCGAAAACCCUCAAGUUAGAAACAAGGAGCAAGGUGAGGCCGAGAGCGACGAGGAGGAGGCCUAUUUUGGGAGACUCCCUGAAGGUGGCGGUGAGAUGAUGAUAAAAGGUGUUGGAGCUGAAGAGGACGAAAAGGUAGAAGAAAAGCAAGAGGACUCAUCUGAUCCCGAGUGGGAAGGCAUGAAAAUCGAAAAAGAAGAAAACGUCCUCGCCCAGGACUUGGAGCAAGAGGUUGAAAGUCCUUACGGAGAUGAUCCCACGACGGCCAGUUCGGAGUUUCCAAGCAUAUCUCUGCAAAACCUGCAGGAUCUCAUUGCUGAAGUUGAUAAUGAGAAAUAUGAGGAGAAAAUGAAGGACUUCUCAGGGGAGGAGCACCAAGAGGCAGGGGAGAGCUUUGCAGAUUAUCCCUCGGACUUUUCUUCCUGUGAAUACACAGAAAAUGGAGGAAAGAAUCAAGAAAGUAAGUGCAAGUCGAACGCCCCGUCUUGUACGUCUGAUUGUGGUUCAUAUUCACAGCAGGACACGUGUCUGGAGGUAGUGGAAGAUUUAACAAGCAGUGAGGACACUGAUAGGAAGGAAGACGAGUAUCUGUACAGCAGAGAUUUAGAGACAGAGGCUGAUCGGCUGAUGAGCCUGGAUGUGGCAGCUGGAGAAGAAGACGGAGGGAAAACAGAGGAUUUGUCGGGUAACGCCGCUGUGACGUGGAGUGAUGAUGGAGAUGAGACAGGUGGGAGCGACUCCUACAGCUCCAGUGAGGAUGAGUACCCACUGAGGAGGAACAACGAGGAACUCUUAGGUAACAUGUGCCAACAAGACCCUGAAAAUAUCAAGCCUGACAGUGGGAGCAGCACCGAAUGCCAUGACAACCCCAGAGCGGAGCCAGCAGAUUUCCUCAGUUGGGACUUUGACGUGUUAAAAUCUGACAACUUUCUGUCUGAAUACCUGUUAGAAGAACCAGACAAGGCGGGAACACAUCCAGGAGAAGACGUCAGCAGUUACUCUGCGGUACAAAGGGAGGACAGCAGAACCACGAGCUCCUCUUACCAGGGCUCCCUCGAUGACAGCUUCUUCUUCAACACUGGAAUCGAGGCCUCAGGCGUCGACGAGCUGGGAACGCUGGGAGAAGACGAGUACGAAGAGGAGAGAAACUGGGAACAGGAGCAGGAGAGGAUCCAGGCUUUCUACAGGUUUUAUGACGACAGUGACGAGGACAACGGAAGAGAAGGGAGGCAGACCAAAGUUCAGUUUUGUGCAGAUCCGUUGUCUCGAGUCAUUCACUAUGAAACUGACAGCAGUGACAGAGAUUCACUCAGCAGUUCCUCAGACAGGGAGGAGAACCCGAGCUCCACAGAAACAUCUGACGAACAGAGGGAGCCUGAAGUCAUCCCACAGAUGAAACCUGCUUGUGAUCCUCCAAACAUGCAGCUACAAGACCUCAGCACCACACGAACCUGCACAGGAAAACACAAAAGUCUCGGCAUGCUGAAGCUGAUACUGAAGAUGGGUCUGGUGACAGCGAUGGGAUUACUGAUGUUCUGGUUGACCACAGACCAAGCCGAUUGGAUCAGGCAGAUUUUCUUCUUUUAGGGAUCAUCCUCUUUUUUUUUGGCCAUUAGCACCUGUUUAUAAGCUUACACAUGAUUGAUACUGAUUUGUAAAGAAGUACAGUUCUAUGCAUUUAAACUUCUAUACGUACACAAACAUGUAUUGUUACCUUUAAUAUGCUUAAUAAAGUACUACCUUUUUUUUAAAUG
Molecule: messenger RNA, 2501 nt
Organism: Stegastes partitus (bicolor damselfish)
Lineage: Eukaryota; Metazoa; Chordata; Actinopteri; Pomacentridae
Product: dentin sialophosphoprotein
Exons: 7
Coding region: 235-2334 (699 amino acids)
Source: RefSeq, a predicted model, not a curated record